UAAUCUUACAGCGUCUUUAAUAGAUGAUGUAUCAUCUAUUACAAUGAAUGAAGAAUCAUUUGUUACAAUAUAUGAAGAAAUGGUGCCUUCAGCAAAUGAAGCCUUAUCAGUUACAGUACCUGGAAAAAUAAACCAACUUCGGGAAUAUUUGAUACAAAAAAGUGUUUACUUAUUAAAAAACUAG
Messenger RNA from Racocetra persica, 184 nucleotides. Lineage: Eukaryota; Fungi; Glomeromycota; Glomeromycetes; Diversisporales; Gigasporaceae. The record is from the annotation of a GenBank genome assembly.